UCGUUCUUACUCUGCUGACUUUACAAAGAGGAGAAGACAUUCCUGGAUCCUCCCUUUGCUCCAGGUCUUUCCUGAAGAAUGGACAGUUUCUGCAGCUGAACGAUGGCAAAUGGAGGAUUACAGCUUCUCGGCUUCACCUUGGCCUUUUUGGGUUUCAUUGGGAUCAUAGCAUCUACAGUAAUGGUGGAGUGGAAGCAAUCUUCCUACGCUGGAGACAACAUCAUCACAGCCCAGGCCAUGUAUGAGGGGCUGUGGAAGUCCUGCGUUUAUCAGAGCACUGGACAAAUUCAGUGUAAAGUCUACGAUUCCCUCCUCCAACUACCAGCAAUCAUUCAGGGAGCGCGAGGCCUGAUGUUGUCGGCCGUUUUGCUGGCGUUUAUUUCCAUUCUGGUGACAUCUGUGGGAUUGAAGUGCACCACCUGUUUGUCAGAUCAACCGGAGCAGAAGGCCAAAGUGGCUCUGGCUGGAGGGGUUGUCUUCAUUAUUGCUGGCCUGCUUGCUCUGGCUGGAACAUCCUGGUACGGACGGAAAAUAGCUCAAGACUUUUACGACCCCUUCACUCCCACCAACUCUAGGUAUGAAUUUGGGAGCGCCUUGUAUGUUGGAUGGGGAGCUUCCUGUCUGAUCCUCAUCGGUGGGGCCUUCCUCUGCUGCAACUGUUCUGACAAGAGGAGCUCCAAGAAUGCUCCACGCUACCCCCCGUCCAAAACUACAGGCAGCAGAGUUUAAAGAAGACAAUAUAAAACAAAUUAUUGUUAUAAAUUUAAAUUCAGACUUGAUUGUAAAACCUUGUUAAAUAUUGUUUUAAAUUCAACUUGARACCAAUUUAAACUUUUUUUAUUGAACAGCUACAACAACUACAACAGUGGUGCUCAGACUGUGUAGUGCACUGCCUUGGUCGGGGCUGGGGCAGGGGGUAUUGUAUUUUUUUAGAUUUUGAUGCAAAUUUUGGGAACCACUGACUUAGUCAAAGAUUGGGAAGAAUGUUUUGUUUUACAGUGAAUUUUGUUUUGUUAUAAAUUGUGACUUUUUUAUGUGAGAAAAUAAAAC
Austrofundulus limnaeus is the source of this 1050-nucleotide messenger RNA. RefSeq names its product claudin 1 (gene cldn1). Gene Ontology annotation, cellular component: membrane; bicellular tight junction. Gene Ontology annotation, molecular function: structural molecule activity. The transcript has 5 exons. Lineage: Eukaryota; Metazoa; Chordata; Actinopteri; Cyprinodontiformes; Rivulidae. The coding region runs from base 103 to 729 and encodes 208 amino acids. The record is from RefSeq and is a predicted model, not a curated record.